Solanum dulcamara is the source of this 833-nucleotide messenger RNA. Its product is annotated as copper transporter 5-like. The transcript has a single exon. Gene Ontology annotation, cellular component: plasma membrane. Gene Ontology annotation, molecular function: copper ion transmembrane transporter activity. The coding region runs from base 214 to 660 and encodes 148 amino acids. Gene Ontology annotation, biological process: intracellular copper ion homeostasis; copper ion transmembrane transport. NCBI's taxonomy places the organism in Eukaryota, Viridiplantae, Streptophyta, Magnoliopsida, Solanales, Solanaceae. The record is from RefSeq and is a predicted model, not a curated record.
GGCAUAAACUUUGUCUGAAAACGUAUAGUACAAGAUAGUACACAUUACAAACUCAAACAAAGCUUACCAACUCCCCUUUAUCUCCUUUUCACCUUUGCUAUUCUCAUCAUUCUCACACACCUUAUCAUCAUUUAAUCGAAAGGUCCAUACUUACCCAACAAAUCAACAAAACACCCAUCAUCUUCUCCAAAAACCCAAAUCGGAAAAGCAAAAAUGAUGCACAUGACCUUUUAUUGGGGUAAAAAUGUGACCGUUUUGUUCGAUUUCUGGAGAACCGAUUCAUGGACUAGCUAUGCAAUUACUUUACUCGCUUGUUUUAUCUUCUCGUUAUUCUAUCAGUAUAUGGAGGAUCGUCGUCAACGAUUCAGGAUUCUCUCUGCCAAUUCCAAGAGGAAUUACCCGCCGCCUAGCGCCGCCGUAAAUGUUCCCCUUCUUCACACUUCUCCGACCGUCGGCGGUAGGUGGAACUCAGCGAGAUUUGCUACGGCGAUCCUUUUUGGGGUCAACUCGGCGAUUGGUUAUUUGCUUAUGUUGGCUGUUAUGUCAUUCAACGGCGGCGUUUUUGUGGCCGUUGUUCUGGGUUUGGCGAUCGGAUAUUUAUUCUUCAGGAUCGGCGAUGAGGAUGAUUUCGCCGUUGAUAAUCCAUGUGCUUGUGCUUGAUAUGAUAUUGUUAAUGGGUUUGAUUGUUGUAUUUAUGCAUACAGAUUCAAUGAUAAUGAAAAUGAUUUUUUUUUUUUUUGACAUAGCAGUAUUGGAUCUGUUGAUCUUUUACAUUUGCUUCUGUUCUGUUGUAUUUCUCGAUCUCAAUAUAAUUGUACACUUCGUUGCUUUUU